AUCAGGAGCAGAGGACGUGUCUGUACCCAGUCUGGGGUACUACAGCAGGAUGAGUUUUCUGGAAGACCAGACUGAACCAAGGCCAUCACUUUCCAGCCUUCCUUCCACCCUUCCCUCAACCCCAGCUUCCAACCAACCUGGGUCUUCCACCGAGGAAGAAAUGGAAGAGCUUAGCUGGAGCCAGGAAGACCUCGGCCAGGAGGAGGGUCUGGAAAGUGGCAGGCAGGAGGAGGCUGGGCCCAGUGGCAGCCAGCAGGUGCCCAGGCCCAGUGGCAACCAGCAGGUGCCCAGGCCCAGGGGCAGCACCCGGUCACAGGUGCCUCCCCUCCUCAUUAGGUCCAUAAGGCCCAGGAAGGCGAGUCAUGUGGCGGCGGAAUCCCUGAGGCUCCUUGGGGAGGCAAGGGUGUUCCUCAGAGCACGUCCUGGCCCUGAAGAGGCCUAUGGCUGCUAUCUAGACAGAGAAUUGCAGCAAUUGGAGGAGGGCCAACUCCUCAUCUGUGUGAGACUUAUUUUUAAGAUAAUUCAGAUGGCGUUGAGGGGCCAGCUGACUGAGAACACCCACAUAUGUCAGCUCGCCCAUCGUUCUCCUCCUCCUCCUGCCACAAGUCCACCUCCAGAGCCACAGCCUCCAAGGAAGCGUGCAGGGAAGCUUAGCAGGAACGCUGCAGGGAAGCGUGCAAGGAAGACAAAGUGAUGGCCUGGCUUCAGUCUGGUCUGACAGAAGACGCAGGCUGUUGUUGUACCAAAGACUGGGGACAUGAAUGUCAUCUGCUGCUGUUCCCGAUCUCUCCGAGUCCAGGACCAGAUUGCGCUCCUUUUUUUUAUUUGGACUUCUCAGGCUACCAAUUUUCUUUUCCACAGAGUUGAUGUCUGUCCUGUGGUCCAAAGGCUCCAGCAGUUUCUCCAGCGUUGCCUUCCUCCUUUUUUUAUUUUGUUACCCAGAAUAAAUGGAUAUUUAGUUUUUCUUAUGAAAA
Molecule: messenger RNA, 974 nt
Organism: Rana temporaria (common frog)
Lineage: Eukaryota; Metazoa; Chordata; Amphibia; Anura; Ranidae
Exons: 2
Coding region: 50-694 (214 amino acids)
Source: RefSeq, a predicted model, not a curated record